CCCCGCCCGGGCAGGAGGCGCCGCCGGGACCGGAGCGACAACAAACGCUGCGACAGCACCGGAGGGACCGACAGCCACCGACAUCGCCACCGCCACCGCCACCGUCGCUCUCAGUGGACCAGCCGAGCGCGGAGCCGGCGCCGAUGCCGAAGGAGCAGGAGUGGGCAGCGGGGCCCGAGGCGCUGUGCCCGGGCUGGCUGGAGGACGAGGCCCCCGAUGGCGAAGUGCCCGAGGCCGGUGGGGACGCCGACGGUGCCACCCACGCCUACGAGCUGCUGCAGAGUGCCCUGCGCCAGGAGGGGCUGCCCCGCACGCUGGACCGCUCUGCAGAGCCCCGCACGGGAUUUGGCCCGCUGGACACGACCGUCUGCAUCCUGGGCUCCCCCACCGCCUUCCUGCCCGUCCUGCUGGAGGGUGGCACCCGCUGCCCAGGUGCCAUGGUGCUGUGCCUAUCGCCCACCUGGGCCAGCCGGGUGCCCUCCGAAGCGAUCCCGGGCGCCUGGACCCUGCUGCUCUCCCGGGGGGUCUCCUUUGAGGUGGGUGGGCACAGCGCCCUGGAGACCUUUGUGCCCCCCCGCCGUGCCAACUACGUGACGGGCACCUUCGCGCCGGGGGCCCCCGAGAGCAGCUGGGUGGGCGAGUUGGCCCGUGACCUCGAUUGCCCCACGGGGGGGUCGCUGCCGCUCGCCUGCCGGCUCGAGGACCCGGUGGGCACCCGCUGGGUGCUGGCAACCCGUGCCAGGCUGCCCGUGCCCCCCACCUUGGCCUUCGUCCUGGGGCCGCGGGGGCACGUGCCCACGGAGACGGACGCCCCCGGGGUGAAGCUGGUGCGGCUGGAGGACCCCCAGGGCCAGGAGGCGCUGGUGCAGGAGGAGGUGGGCAGCUUCCUGGGGGGCACUGCUAUGGAGCCCUACAGCCAGGUGGUGGUGCGGCCGUCGGGGUGGCGCUGGCGCGGGACAGACGCCCGCAGCAGCCACGGCAAGCAGGAGGGGGCGGCGGUGGCGCGGGCGGUGGGCGCCCGGCUCGGCGGGCUGCGGGAGGAGGACAGUGUCCUGCUGGAGGCCCUGGUGCCCACCGCCCGCCUGCCCGCGCCCCCCCCACGCAGCCCAGCCCCGCGGCUGCCCAUGGCCCUGCGCAUCUGCACCCUCGUCUGCAGGGCCUGGGGGGACCGGCCCCAGCUCUGCCAGGUGGCCUGUGCUGUGGGGCGCGCGGAGGCCCCGGUGAGGCACGGGGCAGCGCUGCCCCAGAGCCUGGACUCCAGCCUGCAGCAGUGGGGGGUGGUGGCUCCCGGCCAGCGGCAAGCACUGGCCACACGGCUGCAGGAGGCUGCCGAGGCCGCCAUGGCUGCGCUCCUGGCCGCCGAGGCCGAGCUGAGCCCCGAGCAGCGCGGCGGUGCCCGUGCCCACACCGACAUCCUGGGCGUGGAUUUCUUGCUGACGUGCCUGGACGACACCCUGGAGCUGGUGGCUCUGUCCGCCAACAGCCAGCGGUGCCUGGAGACCUGCCUGCUGGCCGAGGCCAUGGGGCACGCCGUGGGGCAGCCCCAGGGGGACGUGCCCCAGCUGCUGGCCGAGGCCAUGCUGCACCGGGCACAGCGUCACCUGGUCGAGGGCAAGGACAUCCUGCUCAUCGGGGCCGGCGGGGUCAGCAAGAGCUUCGUCUGGGAGGCGGCCCGGGACUACGGCCUGAGGAUCCACCUGGUGGAGUCGGACCCGGAGCACUUUGCAGCGGGUUUGGUGCAGACGUUCCUGCCCUACGACAGCCGGGAGCACCGUCGGGACGAGGAGCACGCCGAGCACGUGGCUGAGCUGCUGCGCCACCGCGGGCUGCGGCCCCACGCCUGCCUCUCUUACUGGGACGACUGCGUGGUGCUGGCGGCGCUGCUGUGCCAGCGCCUGGGCCUGCCCGGCUGCCCGCCCGCCGCCAUCCGCGUGGCCAAGCAGAAGAGCCGGACCCACCAGCACCUGCAGCGCUGCCGCCGCGGCCGCCCGCCGCCCGCCGCCUUCGCCGUGCCCUGCCGCCGCCUCCGCGGCCACGGCGACGUGGAGCGGGCGGCGGGCGCCGUCCCUUUCCCAGCCGUGGCCAAACUGGAGUUCGGGGCCGGCGCCGUGGGCGUGAGGUUGGUGGAGAACGUGGGGCAGUGCCACGCUCACGCCGCACGCCUCUGGAGGGACCUGCGCGACGACGCCGACCACCCCGGCAUCGGGCUGGGCUGGGGUAACGCCAUGCUGCUGAUGGAGUACGUGCCGGGCACCGAGCACGACGUCGACCUGGUGGUGUUCGACGGGAGGCUGCUGGGCGCCUGGGUGUCGGACAACGGCCCCACGCGCCUGCCCGGCUUCCUGGAGACGGCGGCGUGCCUGCCGUCCUGCCUGCCCACCGAGCGGCAGGCGCAGCUGGUGCGGGCGGCCCUGCAGUGCUGCGUGGCCUGCGGCCUGCGCCACGGCGUCUUCAACGUGGAGCUCAAGCUGGGCCCCGCCGGGCCGCGCCUGCUGGAGAUCAACCCCCGCAUGGGGGGCUUCUACCUCCGCGACUGGAUCCGCGAGGUCUACGGCCCCGACCUGCUGCUGGCGGCCGUGCUGGUGGCGCUGGGGGUGCCGCCGGUGCUCCCCGCUCGCCCCUCGCCCCGCCUGCACUUGGCCGGGGUGAUGUGCCUGGGCUCGGAGCACGGGGAGGUGCUGGGGGCUGGCGGGGGGCUGGAGACGCUGCGGGCGCUGCAGGGGCGCGGCCUCGUGCGCCUCAACCGCCUGUUCGAGGAGACGGCGGGAGCGGGCGAGUACGAGGAGCCGUGGCUGAGCGUGGCGUGCGGAGCGGCCACGAGAGCCCAGGCCUGCCAGCGCCUGCUGGGGCUGUGCCAGGCGCUGGGCAUCGACUCGCCCACCUACCCCGUACAGCACUUUCUGUCUCAUUUCAAAUAGCCCCGGGGCAGGCAGGGGGGCACGGGCACCCACGCGCUGCCACGGCACUCCCUCACCCGGCCCCGCUGCCCCCCCAGCCCCUGGUAUGGCCACAGCACCACACGCCGUGUCCCACAGACCUGACGCCCCAUCCCCUGGCACCCUGCCCCCUGACAUGCCUCAUCCCCUGGCACACAGCCCCAUGACAUCCCCCAUCCCCUGACAUCCCGUCCCCUGGCACCCUGCCCCCUGACAUCCCUCAUCCCCUGGCACACAGCCCCAUGACAUCCCCCAGCCCCUGGCACCCCACCCCCUGACAUGCCUCAUCCCCUGGCACACAGCCCCAUGACAUCCCCCAUCCCCUGACAUCCCGUCCCCUGGCACCCCACCCCCUGACAUCCCUCAUCCCCUGGCACCCCAUCCCCUGACAUCCCUCAUCCCCUGGCACACAGCCCCAUGACAUCCCUCAUCCCCUGGCACCCCAUCCCCUAACACCCCAUCCCCUGGCACACAACCCCAUGACAUCCCCCAUCCCCUGACAUACCAUCCCCUGGCACUCUGACCCCUGACAUCCCUCAUCCCCUGGCACACAACCCCAUGACAUCCCCCAGCCCCUGACACAGCAUCCUCUGACACCUCACUCCCUGACAUGCCCCAUGCCCUGGCACCCCAUCCCAUGAUACCCCCCACUGCGCUGGUAUCCCCCAUACUCUGGCACCUCAUCCCUUGGCACCCCAUCCCCUGGUACCCCAUCCUCUGGCACCUCCCAUGCCCUGGCACCCCAUGCCCCAGCAUCCCCCCUCAUCUUGACACCCUAUCCCAUGACAUCCCUCCCCACUGCCCUGGCAUUCUCCCACUACCCUGAUGUUCCAUCUCCUGGCAUCCACCCCCUUCCCAGGCAUCCCAUUCCCUGCCAUCACCUCUACUCCCCUGGCACCCUAUCGUCUGGUCCUGGCACCCCAUCCUCUGGGACUGCUCCACUCCCUUGGCACCUGCCCAUCGUCCUGACACCUCAUACCUUGGCAACCCCCGACUCCAUCCCUUCAUCCCCUGACACCCCACUCACUGCUCCCCAACAUCUCCCAGCACCCCUGACACUCUGCUCCUGGCCCCUUACGUCCCCUCCCUCCUCACCUCCCCUCCCCUGGCACCUCCAAACCCCCGUGUCCCCUGUCCCCACAGCUGUGGGGUGCCGUGCCCCUCCAGUGCCAGGGUGAUGCUGACCCCUGUUCCACGUGCCAUCCCCACGGCCGGGGUCUCCUUUGCUGACGAAGGGGUGUCGGGGCAGUCCCCGGGAGCACCCAGGGCACCCCCUCCCGAGCAGCGGGCACAGCCUGGGCUGUACUGGCACAGCCCCGCCGUGGGGAGACCCCGGGUAAGGACUCGGUACCCAAGAGGAGUGGUCGGGGACCGCGCAGCGGUGCAGGGACCCCUCCCGGGGGAGCACCCGGCCCCAAACACCCCCGCGGAGCCCACAAGGACCUGCCACCCCCGGGACCCUGCGGCAGAACCGCCCGUCCCUCCAUGACACCCCCCCGGGGGUCCCCGAGAGCCCGAGGGCAAGGGGAGACCCCUCCCCCUACACACUACCUCUCCCUACAGCGGGGACACCCGUAACGAUGCCCCUAUGGUGGGGAGACCCCACAAAGACAUCCAACCCCUACAGCAGGGAGGCUCUACACUGACUCCCAGCCCCUGCCGUGCCCCAGACCUCACAAUAACGCCCAGCCCCUAGAAUGAGGAGACCCUUAGAGAAAGCCCCUGUAGAGGGGAGACGCCACACUAACCCCCAGUCCCUGUAGUGCCCAGACCCCCCCAGUAACCCCCAGCGCCCUAUAGUGCCUGGUCCCCCCAGUAACUCCGGGCCCCUAUGGUGCCCAGAGCCCUACAACCCUCGUCCUCUAUAGUGCCCAGACCUCGCAGUGACCCCCAGCCCUUAUAGUACACAGACCCGUGUCUGUGCCUUAUAGCACUCAGACCCCUCAGUAACCCGCAGCCCCUAUAGUACCCAGACCCGCCUAACCCGCACCCCUAUAGCGCCCAGACCUCACCCAGUAGCCCCCAGUCCCUAUAGUACCCAGAACUCCCUAACCCUCGUCCCCUAUAGCGCCCAGACCGCCCCGUAACCUCCAUCUCCUAUAGUACAUAGACCCUCCCAGCAACUCCCAGUGCCUUAUAGCGCUCAGAUCCCCCAGUAACCUCCAGUCCCUAUAGUGCCCAGAUCCCCCAGUAACCUCCAGUGCCCUAUAAGUACCCAGCCCCCCCGUAAUCCCCAGCCUAUAGUGUCCCAGACCCCCCCAACCUGCAUCCCUAUAGCGCCCAGUCCCCCCGUAACCCCCAGCCCCUACAGUACCCAGACCCCCCAGUAACCCGCAUCCCUAUAGUACCCACACCCGCCUAACCCGCACCCCUAUAGCGCCCAGUCCCCCCGUAACCCCCAGCCCCUAUAGCGCCCAGACCCCGCAGUAACCCCCAGCCCCUACAGUACCCAGACCCGCCUAACCCGCACCCCUAUAGCGCCCAGACCCCGCAGUAACCCGCAGCCCCUACAGUACCCAGACCCGCCUAACCCGCACCCCUAUAGCGCCCAGACCCCGCCCUGUAGCCCCGAGCCCCUAUAGCAUCCAGACCCGCCUAACCCGCACCCCUAUAGCGCCCAGACCCCGCAGUAACCCGCAGUGCCGCGCACCCACACCCCGCCGCCUCUGCCGCCGGUACCACUCGUGUCCCCGCCUGGCCGUGGGCCCCACGAGGGGACUCCCCCUCUCCCACCCCAGCGUUCCCCGCUCCCCCCCCCACCCGCAGCGCGCGCUGUGUCGCGAUGCUGUCGCGGUGACGCGACGGGGGCGGGGCGGGGGGUGCCCAGUAAAGGCUGCGAGCGGCG
This is a messenger RNA of Colius striatus (speckled mousebird), 5781 nucleotides long. RefSeq names its product carnosine synthase 1 (gene CARNS1). The record is from RefSeq and is a predicted model, not a curated record. Bases 144 to 2918 code for a protein of 924 amino acids. The transcript has 9 exons. NCBI's taxonomy places the organism in Eukaryota, Metazoa, Chordata, Aves, Coliiformes, Coliidae. Gene Ontology annotation, molecular function: carnosine synthase activity; metal ion binding; ATP binding. Gene Ontology annotation, biological process: carnosine biosynthetic process.